Messenger RNA from Chenopodium quinoa (quinoa), 3075 nucleotides. Its product is annotated as calcium permeable stress-gated cation channel 1-like. Lineage: Eukaryota; Viridiplantae; Streptophyta; Magnoliopsida; Caryophyllales; Amaranthaceae. Gene Ontology annotation, molecular function: calcium-activated cation channel activity. Gene Ontology annotation, cellular component: plasma membrane. Bases 462 to 2756 code for a protein of 764 amino acids. The transcript is spliced from 12 exons. The record is from RefSeq and is a predicted model, not a curated record.
UUUUUUUUCAUUGUUCUGCAAAUUCCGUUUCAUCUCCCAUCAUCAAUUUUCUCUCUCCUCCCUCAAAUCUGUAACACUCUUCUUGUGUGAAAGAGGGAGGAGUUUUAUUUAAUAAAAUCUAAACUCUAUUAAUUUUAAUUAAUUAACUCAAAAUCUUAUACUCCGUAAUUAUAAAAAGUGAGAGUUUUGCUUUUAGAAGAGGGGGAAUAAUUUUCUUUUCUUUGAUUGAGCAUUUAAAGCAAUCAAAACAUACCCUUCUCAACAAAGCUUCUAUCUUUGUCUUCCUUACUCUUUAAUAAAUCGUUCAUUUUCUAGGAAUUUCUUUUUUUUUUUUUUUGAAGAUUUUGAGGUUAAUUUUACAGGGGAAAUUCAUCCACAAACACAGUUAUUGUGGGUGACAUUUCCUGAUCACAUACAUAGAGGAAGUUUAUUAGGAGGCGCCGAACUUCUGAAGAAAUAGGAUGGCUUCCGUCACUGAUAUAGCAGUUUCUGCUGGCUUUAAUCUUCUAAGUGCAUUCAUCUUCUUGUUGGCAUUUGCACUUCUAAGGAUUCAACCUUUCAACGAUAGAGUUUACUUUCCAAAAUGGUAUCUCAGGGGGUUAAGAAACAGCCCGCUUCACACAGGAGCUUUUGUGAGCAAAUUUGUCAAUGUGGACUUCAAGUCCUACUUGAAAUUCUUAAAUUGGAUGCCAGAUGCUAUCAAAAUGCCUGAAUCAGAGCUCAUUGAGCAUGCUGGAUUGGAUUCAGUGGUUUACUUGCGGAUAUAUUUGAUAGGACUUAAGAUUUUUGUCCCUGUUACGGUGUUUUCAAUGUUGGUUUUAUUUCCAGUCAAUUUUACAAAUGAUACAUUACAAGUAUCCAAAGCAGUCUUCAACGACAUUGAUAAGCUGUCAAUUUCGAAUAUACCGCUUGAAUCUCCAAGGUUUUGGGCUCAUUUAGUGGUGGAAUAUGCCAUUACAUUUUGGUCAUGCUAUGUUUUGUAUAAGGAGUAUGCAAAGGUUACAGCUAUGCGACUGCAGUUUAUGGCAGCAGAAAGACGUCGUCCUGAUCAGUUUACGGUCCUUGUACGAAAUAUUCCCCCAGAUGCUGAUGAAUCAAUUAGUGAGCUUGUGGAGCACUUUUUUCUGGUCAAUCACCCUGAUCAUUAUCUCACGCAUCAGGUGGUUCAUAAUGCAAAUAAGCUGUCAGAUUUAGUUGAACAGAGGAAAAAGAAGCAAAAUUGGCUGGAUUACUACGAACUAAAGUUUUCUAGAAAGCCGGAUCAACGGCCCAUGACGAAGACUGGAUUUCUUGGCCUAUUUGGACAAAAAGUUGAUGCCAUAGAUUAUAAUGCUGCUGAAAUUGAGAGACUAAAUAAAGAAAUUGCUGAAGAAAGAGAGAGAGUUGAACACGAUUCAAAGUCUAUCAUGCCUGCUGCUUUUGUUUCCUUUAAGACUCGAUGGGGUGCGGCUGUAUGUGCACAGACUCAUCAAACCAGAAAUCCAACGAUUUGGUUGACUGGAUGGGCCCCAGAGCCACGUGAUGUCUAUUGGCCCAACUUAGCUAUUCCAUAUGUUCAUCUCAGCAUCCGAAGGCUGAUAAUGUCUGUUGCAUUUUUCUUUCUGACAUUUUUCUUCAUGAUCCCGAUUGCCUUAGUACAAUCACUGGCAAGCAUUGAGGGAAUUCAGAAAUAUGCUCCAUUUCUAAAUUUUAUUGUAAAGCGGCGGUUUAUCAAGUCAUUCCUUCAGGGCUUCCUACCUGGACUUGUUUUAAAGCUUUUCCUCAUCUUCCUGCCGGCAAUAUUGAUGAUGAUGUCUAAAUUUGAAGGCUAUGAAGCAUUAUCAAUUCUAGAAAGAAGAUCAGCUUCGAGAUAUUAUAUGUUCAACUUUGUCAAUGUAUUCCUUGUUAGUGUUGUAGCUGGUACCGCAAUGCAACAACUGAAGACAUUCCUUAAAUCGCCACCAAAUAAGAUCUUUGAGAUCGUUGGUAUAGGGAUUCCAAUGAAAGCAACUUUCUUCAUAACUUACAUAAUGAUUGAUGGGUGGGCUGGUGUUGCUGGUGAGAUACUGAGAUUAAAACCUUUGAUUAUAUACCACUUGAAGAAUUGGUUCUUGGUGAAGACAGAGAAGGACAGGGAGGCAGCAAUGGAUGCAGGAAGCAUCGGGUUCGACACUGGGGAGCCUCAGAUACAAUUGUAUAUAUUGUUGGCUUUUGUUUAUGCUGUGGUCUCUCCAAUUAUAUUGCCGUUCAUUUUGGUCUUCUUUGGCUUCUCUUACCUUGUGUACAGACAUCAGAUCAUAAACGUUUACAACCAGGAGUAUGAAAGUGCUGGUGCUUUCUGGCCUGCUGUCCAUGGACGAAUUAUUACUGCAAUGGUUUUCUCUCAGUUGCUUCUGAUGGGAUUGUUGAGCACUAAGAAGGCUGCUUCAUCAACACCAUUUCUCAUUGCACUUCCAAUUCUUACCAUAUGGUUUCAUAGGUACUGCAAGGGUCGAUUUGAGCCAGCAUUCAAGACUUAUCCUCUACAGGAAGCAAUGAUGAAAGAUACGCUAGAACGUGCAAGGGAUCCCGGCUUCAACUUGAAAGCUUACCUUCAGAAUGCCUAUAUCCAUCCUGUGUUUAAAGAUGAGGGUGACAAAGAUGAUGCAGUUCAGAACAAGUUGGAGAUGGAAGCCGAGCUUGUUCCUACUAGACGCCAGUCAAGAAGAAACACUCCAGUGCCAAGCAAAAUGAGCAAAUCAUCUUCAACUUCUCCAAGCAAACAUGUCGAUCUAUGAAGUGUGUGAGAAAACUCAUGGGUAAUGAGCUUAGUUCAUAGCAAAGAAUUACAGCAUUGUAGUCAGAUUGUGCAGGCAAAUGCAUCAGUAGGUCUGUUUUUGUACUUUUUAGGGAGGGAAUGUAGUAUGGUAGAUCUUAUGGCUCUCUAUCGUUGUCUCUCCCUUCUCGUUCACUCAUGUUCAUGUAUAAAGCACCGACUGUCUCUUGCAUGUAAAUUAUUUCAGCUGUUCUGAUCUAUAAAUUUCAACCUGCUUCAAGCUGAUAAUUUUAUGUGAUCAUGUACUCCUGGAAUUGAAUUUAUGAAGCACUUUUGCUACA